This is a messenger RNA of Ceratina calcarata, 3895 nucleotides long. Its product is annotated as transmembrane protease serine 11A. NCBI's taxonomy places the organism in Eukaryota, Metazoa, Arthropoda, Insecta, Hymenoptera, Apidae. Gene Ontology annotation, biological process: proteolysis. The coding region runs from base 2094 to 3683 and encodes 529 amino acids. Gene Ontology annotation, molecular function: serine-type endopeptidase activity. The record is from RefSeq and is a predicted model, not a curated record. The transcript is spliced from 12 exons.
CGAGGCUCCCCUGUCUUGUCCUGCCUCCGACGUAGACACUGAUUUAUUGGAUUCUCGUUGCCGGCACUUACCGUCCCUUUUCUUUAUCUCUAAAAGGGCACGGUUGCUCGCGUGGGAAUUAAUUCCAAAAGCCACGAUACUCUCACCGUGGAUGCUUCAAUUAGUUAGUUAAAGCGCGCAGCGUAAUUUCGCUACCGUCAAUCGGCGACCAAUGUACAGUGAAAAAUAAAAGGGCGAAAGAGUCGAGGAAUGUCUGUGGUUCGUGUCCGGUAUCAAGGCCGCUCCUAAGAGGGAAAACGGUCCUCGUUUCUGCCAUAAAAUCGGCCGGUCCCUCGGCUCGAGGUCGGCUUUUUACCCCAAAAAUCAGGUAAUUUCGUGUAAUCUUCCCGGAGGUUUGGGCGUGGCCAAACCGCAAAGAUACUCGGCCGGGCAGCAGCAUGUGUCAUUAACCGAAUCUUCCACAACGACCCUGGUCUAUCUGCUCUCUUCUCAUUCCGGAAGAAUGGAUUUCCCAAUUACUAGCAAUUACCUAGAGUGCACGAAAUUGAUACGUCGAUCUGGCACCUCCGACCAGCGAACGAUCGCCUGCUCAUUAAAUAAUCUCUGGUGCUUGACCUCGUAGCGCAUUAAAAAAGGAAGAGUGUUUUAUCGAUCAACAGGCUUACGCGUUUUUCUAAAAGUUUAGAUUGCGAUCCCUUGUGAAUCACCAGUCAACGAUUAGUUCCAGUCGCGACUCUUCCUUUCGCAAGAGCACCGAAGAACUACUCGGAGUCGAGGUAAGCGCGUACACUCGUGCCCUUUCGCGAGACACUCCUAAAACGUCAACCUGAACGAUUGUUCGCCGUUGAAAAAAAGACCCUUGGUGCUUUCGUCAUCGUCGGUACAAGACGGUGUCCUUAUUGGAGAUGGACUGGUGUCCAUCUUCGGCCACGUAUGGGUCCCUGUCCAGCAUCCACGAAGAAACCACCGAGUGACGGGUAUACCCUCUGUCAUACAGCGGCACCCCACCACGGCCACAGGUUCCCGCAGAAUCACCCUCCACUUCCGUUUCGCUUGGUAGCCACUCCUCUCAGCCUCCUCUGUUGAUAUUUCCUCGCGCGUGUAUCUCGUCAGUCGGCCUGGAGCCACGUGCGUGUGCUCGAGAAGCUCCAGUACACGGAAGACUUUGUCUAUUUUUCAACGACUUUGUAUGCGCUUCCAAUGAGAACUGACAAGACUGUUUCAUUGUGAGAACAGAGAAAUUCAAUUAGAGGACCGACUAAGUGCGCGAAGAAGUGACUUUUAAAAAAAAGAUAGUCAAAGAACCGAGCCGCUCUUCGAUUAUUACAGUGCCUUGGAAACUGUGAAACGUGUCUAUAGGAAUCAUCAGAAACGAACCGCGCCGUCUCGACGUCGAGUCUAAAACGACCAGGAAACCCAAACUCGAAGACAGAUGACGGAGGGCAGGGAGGACUAAAAAUAUCGGUCGCCGGCACGCUGUACACUUCAACUUAAACAAUUUCACCGGCUGGAGAACGGCCUAGCUCUAGCUUCUAAUCCCGCUGAGAACUUCCAGACGCUGAUUAGUUGAAGAGACGCGACCCGACACGCUGCACCGGGGAACGCGCGCGCGUUUAUCUAUCGCGUUUCUCGAUAAUCCCUAAUCGCACCUGAGUACAUUUUCACAGAAGUUGGGAACAGCGAACGAUGCUUCUUAGUAAGCAAUCGAAUUUCUGAAACCUAUGAGAUGGACGCGUCAAACAAGGAGGCUGCUAACGGGAGCAGGGGACUCGUCGAGUGGCCGCUUUGAAACCGCCCCGGGACCAUCCAGGAGCAUCCUCGCCACGGGAAAAAGGCUUGGAAGCCCCUCCUCGAGUUCUUCCACUCGUGGUGUUUUACGACUCGAGCUCGCUUGAAAUUCCUCGCGCGAAGUCGCGGCCGUAUUUAUAGAGCCGCGCGGGGCUCGCGGGUUCACGCCACUUCGCGCACGUACAAUCACGCUUGUGCUCUCCAGGAGAAGAGGAAGGUAGGGAAUAAAAGCUAAGAGGGAACGACGACGACGCGACGUCAACUGCGAGGACAACGAGCACGCGGCAUGUCGCGACCAUGAGGCGAUGCGUCCGCGACGGCCCGCUUCGUCGUCGAACUGUCUGCGCUGCCCGCUGCCCUCGGGCCUCCAUCCACCGGGCAUGAUCGGCCGCCUCCUGGGGGCGAACGCGGCCCUCCUCUUCCUUUUGCUGUUCCUCGUCGCCGCUGUCCACGCCGAAUACCUCUCGAGUGGAAACGAGACGUUUUUGCCUGACGGGAACAAUGACACGAGCUUGCUUCGAACGGACGAUCAGGAUCCUGCCGCGGACCAAUCGUCGAACAACAAAUCUAGGAAAUUGAUGCACUUCACUAACUGGAGCGAAUGGAGCGUGUGCGAUCGCCACUGCACGCAGAAUCGCGUGCGAAGGUGUAGGGUGAAGAAGAAGUGCGGCACGACGAUACUUAGAGAAGAACGAGUGUGUCAACACAAUAGGAAAGGGAGGUGGAGGAGAUGCAAGCACCAACAACGGCGAGGCCAUCGACAAAGAGCCAAGUUCCACGUCGUACAAAUUCCGAAGAAAGAAGCAGAGCUCAGACAGGGCAAGCGAAGGGACAAGGAACAGUCUGUGGGCUACUAUGGAAAGUGGAGCAAGUGGUCACCUUGUACAAGACUGUGCACCACGCAGCGUCACAGGUGGUGUAAGAAGCCCGGUAUUUGCGGGCGCGACGUUAUAAGGGAAAGCGCUUACUGCUACGUCGAGGGCAGCUUCUGUCAAAGAUGGAUUCGUCGGAAAAUUCGUGGGAGUCAAGAAGAGGACAACGACGAUCUACUGGACGAAUUCGUGUUCGAUCCGAACACCGUCGACAGUUUUAUUCCAGAAAAAAAUUCUCAUGUUUGGAAGUGCGGCGUUUCAAAUACUCAAAAGACUUCUCGUCUUUCCUAUUUCACGAGGAUCAUCGGUGGGAAGCCAUCGAUCCCCGGGAGCUGGCCCUGGCAAGUGGCCGUGUUGAACAGAUAUCGUGAGGCUUUUUGCGGUGGCACUUUAGUCUCCCCAAGAUGGGUACUGACCGCGGCUCAUUGUAUCAGAAAACGACUUUAUGUGCGUAUCGGGGAGCACGAUUUAACCGUUCAAGAGGGCAAUGAAUUGGAAUUAAGGGUGGACUCGAUAACUGUACACCCUGAGUACGACGCGAACAUAGUGGACAACGACGUUGCAAUGUUACGACUUCCGGUAACGUUGACAAUGUCACCGUCCAGAGGAAUCGCUUGCCUCCCGGCACCCAAUCAACCUCUACCCGCGAAGCAACUGUGCACGAUCAUCGGAUGGGGAAAGUCUCGAGUCACCGAUAACUUCGGAACCGACGUUCUUCACGAGGCUCGAAUUCCGAUCGUGUCUUUGGAAGCGUGUAGAGAUGUGUACGUGGACUACGCGAUCACAGAUAAUAUGUUCUGCGCUGGCUAUCUUCGCGGACGGAUGGAUUCUUGCGCGGGUGAUAGCGGUGGUCCACUUUUGUGCCAAGACCCGAAAAAACCUAACCGACCGUGGACCAUUUUUGGCAUCACCAGUUUUGGUGAAGGAUGUGGGAAACGUGGAAAGUUCGGAAUAUACGCGAAAUUGUCAAACUACGUAUUAUGGAUAAACAAAGUGAUGGAAGAAACUGACGAGUUCAACUGAGAAUUUUUUAUGAACACCUGCGUGAUCGUGUAUCAAUGUGAGGACGACGUUCAUGUAAAUUUAAUGUAUGAUUGCAGUGACGGAACGAUCAUUCUAACUGCCAUCCAGUGUCAUUUACUAUUACACUUUUCGCAACACACCAUUAUUUUUUGUAUAGUGCUAAAAAAAGGAGAAUGUCGAAAAAUUUGAAACAACAAACUAGCGUGCAAUAC